Eufriesea mexicana is the source of this 545-nucleotide messenger RNA. RefSeq lists its product as uncharacterized. Lineage: Eukaryota; Metazoa; Arthropoda; Insecta; Hymenoptera; Apidae. The transcript has 3 exons. The record is from RefSeq and is a predicted model, not a curated record. The coding region runs from base 189 to 545 and encodes 118 amino acids.
AACACGAUGUGUGAAGAAGAAUAUAGUCGUGUGGUAUUGGAGGAUAUUUAAAGGAGAAAGCCAUUGUGAGCCGAAGCAAAUAUCGACUGUAACCGAUUGAAUGUCAACGUGUAUACAAUGUGUCAAUGUGUGAAGUGCGUGUUUGAGGUUAGAUCACUCGUUGAUGGACCACGUGCGGGUAAAUUUGUAUGGCGCGGACUUUAAAAAUGAACAAAGAGCAGAAAAAAAAGGAGAAAGUGAAGAUGAACGAGGAAAAAACAAAAAUGACACGUUCGAACGAAGGAGUGAAAGAAGCAUCGACUAUGAACGAUUUUCUUACUUCGUCGAAGAAUCCUCGGCAACGAAUCGAAUCACCCAUACAUUCCUCAAGCAACGACAGACCGGUGAAGAGCAGAGAGAGAAGAUACGUUUUGCAACGCAUUCGCGGGACACGUGAACCACCGAUGGAAAGGACAGCAGCGACAGCGAGAGAUGGUGGUGUCAAGCGAACGACAUACGAAUGUCAAAAUAGAGAAAGACAGAGAUGCCGGGCCGGAGGAGGUUGA